Molecule: messenger RNA, 5184 nt
Organism: Vanessa tameamea
Lineage: Eukaryota; Metazoa; Arthropoda; Insecta; Lepidoptera; Nymphalidae
Product: probable ATP-dependent DNA helicase HFM1
Exons: 21
Coding region: 1-5184 (1727 amino acids)
Molecular function (GO): ATP binding; nucleic acid binding
Source: RefSeq, a predicted model, not a curated record
AUGGUAGAACACAUUUCAAAAUUCACAGAUAUUUUAGACGAUGAAAUAGACUGUUCGCAACCUAUUUCAUUACCUUCAUCAAAUAAUUCAGAUUUUCAAGAACAUGUAGUGCAAAAUCGACCACCUAAAAAUACCGGUCAGGAGGGUAAUUUUCGGAGCAUUGAAGAAAUAGAUCUAAAAUAUAGACACGUAUUCUCUUAUCCGUAUUUUAAUUUAGUACAAUCGAGUGUUAUUGAGGAUGCAUUAUAUACAGAUAAAUCGAUGGUAGUGUGUGCGCCGACAGGUUCUGGUAAAACUGUUAUAUUUGAAAUGGCUAUAGUACAUUUACUAAUGGAACUCGAAGAUAAAAAUUACACAGAUGAUUUUAAAAUUAUAUACAUGGCUCCAGUAAAAGCCUUAUGCACUGAAAGACUAUCUGAAUGGUAUCCAAAAUUCAACAAACUAGGAUUAUUGUGUAUCGAGGUAACUGGUGAUACGGACGUUGAAUUCCCACAGUUAAAGCCCUACAGAAUAAUAAUAACAACACCAGAAAAGUGGGACAUGCUAACCCGUAGGUGGAAAGACCACCGAUCUGUAGUCGAAGUUAUCAAACUGUUCCUUAUUGAUGAAGUUCACAUACUGAAUGAUGAAAUACGUGGACCAGUUUUAGAAGCCGUCGUCAGUAGAAUGAAAACUAUUGAAUCAUCAGCUCAAUCAGCCCAUCGUUUAGAAAAACUCAAAGCACAAUACGAAGGAACAAAUUCAAUAAGUUCAGUAUCAGCAGCCAAGAUAAGAUUCGUAGCAAUAUCUGCUACUGUUAGUAAUCCUGAUGACGUCGCUACUUGGCUCGGGACCGCAAAUCGACAGGCUGUUUAUUAUAAAUUCGGUGACGAGUGUCGGCCCGUUAAAUUAAAACGUAUAGUAGAAGGGUAUCCGUGUGCAGACGGCACUAGCAUAUUUAAGUUCGAUAUCGUACUUAAUUAUAAGCUUUGGCCAAUCAUCCAGAAAUAUCACGCCGGGAAACCUACUUUGAUAUUCUGCAAUACAAGAAAGAGUGUAGUUUUAACCGCGGAGACGCUCGCAAAAGAAAUAACGGUUAGCUUCAGCUCGGAACAGAAGAUGAAAUUGACAGCACUGGCGUCUACUAUAAAGACUAAGAAAAUUCAGUCAUUGAUCCUGUGCGGUGUGGGAUGUCACCACGCCGGCUUACUUUUUGAAGAGCGAAUGAACAUAGAGCAUGCGUUUCGGAACAGAGACCUUCCUAUACUUAUUACUACAACUACUUUAGCAAUGGGGGUUAAUCUCCCGGCACAUCUCGUGAUUAUCAAAAAUACUCAGCAAUACGUCAAUGGAGCUUAUCAGGAGUACAGCAUUAGCACCAUCCUCCAAAUGGUGGGUCGCGCGGGCAGACCGCAAUACGACACUGAGGCCACCGCAGUUAUUAUGACAAGAUUACAAGACAAGUCCCGGUAUCAAGCUUUAGUUGGUGGAAGCGAGCCUCUUCAAAGCUACUUGCACAAACGUUUAGCUGAGAAUCUAAAUAGUGAGGCAGCACUUGGUACUGUCUGCGACGUCGCUCAAUGUGUGCAAUGGCUCAACUCGACGUUCCUUAGCGUGCGAGCCGCGCGUGAUCCGAAGAGAUACCUGGGUCUUCCGCAAGCUGCGCCGGCGCACCAAAUUUCUAAGAAAAUAGAAGAGCUCUGCGUAAAGGCAAUGAAUGGUUUGGUUAGUGCCGGGCUGAUAACAAUGGAUGAAGCAAGCUGCAUAGAAUCGACGGAAGCCGGUCGUCUUAUGUCCGUAUAUUAUUUAGAUUUGGGAACUAUGAAACUCAUUAUGAAGCUGGAAGGAACAGAAUCACUGGAACGCCUCCUAUGGCUCGUGUGCGAGAGUCACGAGCUCUCAGACAUGCACCUCCGAGUUGACGAGCGAAGAUGUCUCAACGCCUUGAACAGGAACAACGCCGCGGCAACCAUACGUUUUCCUAUGAAGGGAAAAAUAAACAGCAGACAGAUGAAGCUUAACUGUAUAAUUCAAGCUGUGCUCGGUUGCUUGCCUAUCCCGGACCCUUCUCUCAACCAAGAAGCAAUGAAGAUCAUAAGAAUUGCGGAUAGAGUGUGCAAAUGUCUAGUAUCUUACGUAACACGUUCCAAUCUUAUUUCUCAAAACCCGAGAUUCUUUGCGACAAUACUGAAUUCAUUAAUCCUAGCUAAGUGUAUAUCGGCUCAGUUAUGGGAAAAUUCGCCUUACGUCAGCCGACAAUUAAAAGGGAUAGGACCGACUUUUAGUGCUUUGCUCGCGUCUGCCGGAAAAGUUAACUUCAUGAUACUAGAAGAAAGUCAUCCGAGAGAUUUGGAAAGGAUAAUGAACAAGGCUCCACCAGCUGGUAAUAUUAUGAGAAAACAAAUAAAUUUACUUCCAAAGUACAAUCUUACUACGACACCAAUAAACGAACAAACUGUACAAAUUAAACUGUCGUUGUUAAAUCAUGCCUUAUUGGCUGAAAAUAUCGAACACCUAACUGCUGGUGCCGGUCACAAGAGCUACGUGAUUGUCGGAGAUUCUGAAAACAAUCUGUUAUACUUUACAUAUUUUAAGGAUUCCGAUCUAAUAAACAUUUAUGACGGAAUCAUGACCUUUAAAAUUAACAGAAAACAUGAUAACGAACAUAAAAUAUUUAUUCACUGCAUUAGUUCAAGUUUUGUGGGUAUAGAUGAACAGUGUCAAUUUUUGUUUAAGGAUUUAUAUAAUAUUCCUUCUAACAUUGAAAGUGCUAAAUAUUCAGCAGCAGUGGCAGUAAUAAAUCCCAACAAACAAGCUACUUCUAAUAUCAACAAAGAAAGAAAAAGAAAGUCUUCAAACGAUAAUGAAAUAACACAAUCUAAAGAAAAGAAGAAGCGUGAAAAUGAUCUAUUAGCAAAAUUUAAAUUCCUUAAAAAGUCUUUAGGGAAGACUUCAAAUGAAUAUAAAGAAAAUUUUCAUAAAACUGCAGAACUAUCAAAUAGUAUACUACAUAAUUUGACAAAAUCAGAAAACUACAAUAUUGUGAAUAAAACUGCUAAUGAGCCAGACGAUACAAAUCUAAUUUUAAGUAAUGAUAUUCAAAACGCUUUUCGAAUAGAUUUUGAAUAUAACGACUCUGAAGACGAUAAACAAGUAAACGAUAUUCUGAAUGAAAUCGAAAACGAAAGAAAAACUGGAGAAAAUACAAUGAAUGCCACAAUAUCUGCAGAUGUAAAUUAUCAUGCACAAAAAACUAACCAAGGUCCACAUACAAGUACUUCAGCUAUGAUAUUUAAUACUUCUAGGGAUAAAAGUGGAAUCGGCAAACGCAAAACUUUAAAUAAACAAAAUAAUUAUAAUUUCAUAGAAAGGUUAGAAAAAAAUAUUGAACUGAAUAAUGAAGAUACCACGGCUGAAGCUAUUAAUGAAACUGGUUUUAAUAAUGCUGUGAAAAGUCAAAUAGAGCAAUAUUUAAAAGAAAUAGCUAAUAUAAAGAGCGAAAAAGCAAAUAUUAUAGAUGUAGGCGUUGAUUGUCAAAAACAUAAUACUAUUAUGAUGAAAAAUACAGAAGAGUGUAAAACCACAAAAUUUUCAGAAGAUCCAAUAUAUAAGAGUGAAAGAGAUUUCCUAAAAAAAGAAGAAAUUGCUUCGCAGAAUGAUUGGUUAUUACUCGAAAAUAUUAAUAAAAAUAUCGAUGCAAUUUCCGUCGAAACCAACAGAAACGAUUCAAACGUGUUACUUUCAAAAAAAGAAUUAAUUGUUAAAGAUGAAAACAAAACCGUCCAAUCGUUAGGAAAAGAAAAUAACACUUGUGACAUUGAGGCAGAAGAUUCUUUGUUGAGUAAUACAUUAUGGAAUAUGCCAACAAUAACAAAAAAUACUUCAAUUGCAUGUAUGAAUACAAUGUCAACGAGUAAUAUUUCUAAUAAAUUUCAAAUAAUACAACGACCUGCAGUAUCAAAUACUAAUCCCAUUGAACCAUUUACAUCAUUAUACAAGAACAAAUACUUAAUGACCUCUAGUACCGACGACAACUCUAAUAAGAUAAAUGAUCAUGUGAAAAGUUCAAAAGAGCAAAAAAAAUCUGAGUAUACAAGAAAACGUACCUUAAGUAAAACGCAUUAUAUUGACGCUACUAUUAAAAAUAAUUUUAAUGAAAAUGUUCAUUUGGUAGGAAAAUUGGAAAUCAAUUUAGACGUAACUGAAAUCGUUUAUAGCAGCGAAAAUAAUAUUCAUUCAAAUACGAUAGCUAUUGAAGAUUCAGAAAGUGCUUCUAAUGUGGAUGUUAUUGACAAAAAAGUUAUUCCAAAAAAUGAUAAAAACGAUGUCAUAAUAUUUAAUGCGCUAAAAACAUCAUGUACACAAAAUUCUAGUGAUUCAGAUAACAAUCAUUUUAUUUUGCACGAUCAGACAGAAAAAGUGUUAUUAAAAAGUUAUCCUAAUGUGAAUGAUAUCUUAAAAAAAUACAAUAAUUUAGUAAAAAGACGAGACAAAAAUAACGUCGAAUCUGGGCUAGCAAUGCCGAGCGAAAAGAUUAAAGAGAACAAUUUUACAUGCGCUGAUGUAAAACUAAAGAGAAAGUAUAGAAUCAACGAUUUAGACACAAUAAAUGUAGAAUUGCCAAAUUUUUUAAUAGGGGAAAGUCAAACAAUUGGCAUUAAAACUGUAGGUAACAUCGUAAGUCAAAAUAUAACAAAUACAGAACAAGAAGUGAAGUCUGAAAUCAUUGAUCAAAAUAUUCAAAGUAGUGUUUGUGAUCCGGAAGAUGAAACACACGAAAUAGGAACUAACAUAUCACCACAAUUUAAAUUAGAGGAAGUAACCAAUUUGGACUUAGAGGUAACCGACGCCAUACUUAAUCCAAAAAUGCUUUUACAGUGUAUAAGCAAAGACAUUACUAAUGACAUAAUACCUCCACCACCUGAAUUCGGCGAUAACGAUACUUUUCAACCAACGUCACCGUUUGUUCUACGUGAUGAUAAGAUUUAUAGGGAAUACGACUUGAUGGACUCUAAUGAUAGUAAAUAUGAUAACGAAAUAAAUAAUAUAUUUAGUGAAAAUUAUGAAGACGAUUUAACUCCAUAUAAAGAAAUUGAAACAUGGACGUUAACACAAAACGUCGAACCACGUGAUGAAGUAUUUAAUCCUAGUCAGUGUUAUACAGUUAAGCGUAAAAAUGUAAUUGAAAGUAAUCUAAUUUCUUAA